GUACUUGUACGGGCUGGAGCCUCCCUUGAAAGAAAGAAGAAGAAAAGAAGAAGAAAAAAACCCAGAACCACCGAAAAAAAAACUACAGGUUCACACCUCCACACAUCGGUCGCCUCCCUUUCAACCUGCCCCAGAACGUCUUGAUUGUCGGGAUGCGCCUGGGGAACUCUUUUCGAAUCCAUGUCACCUGGAUGCGUUCAACACCCACCCUGCAACCGCGUGGGUGACGCGCCGAGAUGACGGUAUAUUUCGAGUCGAGCUGGGCCAUCCUCAGCACCAUAUGCUUGGCGAACAGCCUCUUCGGCCUCAUGGUGGUGAACAUCACCACGCUGUCGCGGGCCUCCAUGGUCCCCAUCGUCGUCUCGGUGGCCGGCGCAGUGGCCAACGGGUUGUGCUAUUACGCAUAUUACGGCGACUAUCCGCUGGUCAACACGGCUGCGGCUUCUGUUGUUGCAGACGUCAUGUGGUUGAUCCAAGAAGCGGGCGUGUCGUUCUACAGCUACAUCAUCCUCGUCCGCAUCCUCUUCGAUUGGAACCUGAGAAUCUUCAAGACGCUGUUCUGGUCCAUCAUGUGCAUCAUCACCGCCACGAGAGUAGCGAUUGCGACCUUCCGGGCCGAGGCCAUCCUCAACAACGACCCGCGCGCCCAGUACAUCAUUAACCGCCUCCACGUCGGCUAUUUUACGGGCAUCGCGCUGGUGGAAUGCGUCAGCGCCUUCUACCUGCUCCGGAAAUUCGCAAGCGUCAGGCGAACGUCAGUGCGCGCCUCGCUGCCGACGGCCUUCUUCCGACAUCUCAUGCGGAGCACCGAAGUCCGCCUCGCCGCUCUCGCCCUCAUCGGCACCUCGCGAGCCCUGACGUAUUACUCUCACCCUUCGUUCCAGAGGGCCUCUUCCGUUGCUAGCCAGAUCGAUCGCUUCGUGUACACGCUAGAGUGCAUGUUUCCCAUUAUGCUCUUGUACGUCAUUCUCGCCACCAUUGUCGAUUGUCCCCCCUUUCACUCGACCGUCUCUUUGGGUUCGUGAUGUGCUGACGAGGAAACAAAAACAACGUGCUAUAGCAUCGACAUGCUCGCUUCGAAACUGGUCUACCACAACGAGAGGGAGCAAUACUCGCUCCCGCGCAUCGACACGGGCAGCAGGGCGCUGCACGAUGACUGGAGUAACUCGUGGUCGCGGGGUUCGAGGCAAGAUAGACAGCAAUUGCACUCGGUGUCGUCGGGGGCGCGGGACGAGGAGCAGAUCGAAUCCCAAGUGUCGUCGCGCUGGGAAGAAGCGAUCGAGAGACCGCCGAAUGCAAAGCUUACACAUACACAUCCACCAUAGCCAACGAGUGGAGUGGAGUGGAGUGGAGUGGACUUGGGGUUUGAAAAUGCGAAAGGAAAAAAAGAAAAAAAAGAGUCUUCCCGUU
Sodiomyces alkalinus F11 is the source of this 1410-nucleotide messenger RNA. RefSeq lists its product as hypothetical. The transcript has 2 exons. Bases 237 to 1025 code for a protein of 262 amino acids. The record is from RefSeq and is a predicted model, not a curated record. NCBI's taxonomy places the organism in Eukaryota, Fungi, Ascomycota, Sordariomycetes, Glomerellales, Plectosphaerellaceae.